Molecule: messenger RNA, 1775 nt
Organism: Carcharodon carcharias (great white shark)
Lineage: Eukaryota; Metazoa; Chordata; Chondrichthyes; Lamniformes; Lamnidae
Gene: bmerb1
Product: bMERB domain containing 1
Exons: 5
Coding region: 13-507 (164 amino acids)
Biological process (GO): negative regulation of microtubule depolymerization
Cellular component (GO): microtubule cytoskeleton
Source: RefSeq, a predicted model, not a curated record
GACAUCAUCUCAAUGGCUGACUUGACCAUGACACCUGAUGAAAUUGAAAUGGAGAUGGCGCGAAUCCAGCAGCUUCGAGAGGUGUUGGUCAGGCGGGAAUCAGAACUCCGAUUUAUGAUGGAUGACAUUCAACUCUGUAAAGAUAUAAUGGAUCUAAAACAGGAGCUCCAGAAAUUAGUAUCAAUUCCAGAAAAGGAAAAAUACAAAGAAGACAAGCAAAAAGAGGAUAUACUGAUCCAGAAAAUCCAGAAAUUAGUAGAGAAAAGGGACUUUCUGGUGGAAGAUGCAGAGGUGGAGAGACUAAGGGAAAGAGAAGAGGACAAGGAAAUGGAAGAAUUUGUCCAAUCUAAGUUAAGACCACUGAAAAAUGUAACUAAAGCACCUGCAGAGUCUUCAAAAGAGAAGUCUAUGGUUACUGAACCUCCUUCAAACAAACCCUCAAUUACCAAAGCCGGAAUGGCAUUAAUAAGGGAUUGCUGUGGAUCUACACAGUGCAACAUUAUGUAGUUCUCACCGUUCAAGCCUGACUCUUGUCUACAAAGAGUGUUUGUGAAAGAGUACCCAUACCCAAGAUGGACGAAAAGCACCUGAAUGGUAACCACGCUCAAACAGACUUUGACCUACCAUAUUCAGAGUCACGUUAAAGCACUGUUAAUGUUGAAGUGAGUCUGUCCUUCAUGCAUGGAUCACAAACUGCGCAUGCUGAAAGGAAAUGCAUCACAUGUUUCCACUGGUAGAAUGGGAAGUUUUUUAUACUUGGCAUGUGUGAUAACAAAGUAGUUUUAGGAAAUUGUUCCAGAGGUAAUGAUAGAAUACAACGUACCAUUUUUAAAAUUUCCUAAAUACGUUGUAAGGAUUUUACAGGGUUUUUCAUGGAAAAGCUUUCCCAGAGUUAUUUAUUACGAUACUCCAGCCUCUGCAAGGUCUUUCAACUGGGGCCUCACAGUUACAUCAUUUUGCUGUUCAAGAGCACAGGCAGGUAACAAACUUUACAAAUUUGAACUCAGCGACUUUAACAGGGGUGGAGUCAAAUUCUGUCCCCUAGAAAAAAUGUACAGACUUAAUAAAGAUUAAUGUAUGAUUGUCAUGUAUCAUAAUUUAAAAUAUGUUCUAAUUCUUUGUGUUACAAUGAAGUGUUUCCUUAUUGAUGAACAGGAUAAUAUUACUAAUGUACUAUAAACGUGAAUCAAGGUUUGUCAGUAAUCAUGUGGAGCAGAGAUGUUGGUAGAAUCGAGCAAGUUAAGUGUAGAGACUAUAGGCAUUGCUAAAAGGUUCAAGGGGAUGAAAUUCAACUUUGGCAGGAGCACAAAGUGGGCAGUAGUUAAUUAACUCGCCUCUUGGACACCCAACCAAAGUUGAGUUUCAUCCCAAGCCCGUCAAAGCAAAUAUAACUAUUUUUUUGAAGUGUACAUAUUUCUUAACUUUGUUUCUCAUUCAUUAUCUUUAUAUAUUGUUCUAUUCCUUUUCUUGCCUGUUGCACACCGCCUUCUACAUUGAGCCGCACAAUGUCAGAUGGGAACUAACCCAGUGACACAAACUGACAGAAAGUGGUGUAAGCAGCUGACGGCUUAACGUAAGAUGAUGAAUACAGGACUAGCCAGUACCGAAAUUAAUCCCUGAAGGAAGUUAAAACACAGUUGCAUGCAGCUAUAGAACAUGAAAAGGAAAGUGCACCUUUGUCUCUCUCUCUCUCUCCUGUCUCAUGGUAAUCUCAUAUUUAUGAUCCUGUUCACUAAUCUAAUAUUUUGUCUUCAUUUCAUGUUGAAUCUUAACCU